CAUGGCCUGAUGACAAUGCUGACGUCGGGGUACAGGGUCCACUUUUUCUUCAAUACAACUCUCUGUCAAGCCACGGGAAGCGAAAUCCCACAGCAGAAAACACCAAUUUUUGGAGGAAAAAUCCAAUAUUUCGAAGCUUUUCCUCCCAGAAAGUUUGACAAUGGUAAAAUUAUAUUCACUCAAAUGCUCUACGUCCAAGAAGGAUGGAAAGAUUACGAUGAAAUCUUCAACACUGACAUGAAAGAUAUAUCAGUUUAUCCUGAUAAACCAGUCCAAAUUCUGCUGGACAGACCUACAGUCAAUCUAAAUGAUACUAGGGGGAUGCACGGGGCCUCCUGCAAAUGGGAUGAGGGGAGACCUAGUAACACCAUCAAUUUUUCCGUUUUGAAACGCGUUGAACCUGAAUUAGUGACCUCAUUUGACAGCCUUAAAAAGAAACUAAUUACAGGAGAGGAAAUCCGAAUGGUCACUAACACUUCGGGAUGCAACUGCACGUACAACGAUUGCAGGAAUCUGACUUUUGGUGGCGAUAUCAAAGAUUUUCAGGUACAAGAUGACGGCACUUUGACGUUUUCCCUUUAUAAGCCUAUGUUUUUGGGUGUUCCUUUUGACCAUCCAAUGUUUUACCGGGACAUCACUUUCGGUUACUUAUUCCCCAACAGUACCACCAAAUUUGUCUACACUUACCUGGACCCAAUGAACUGGAUGAUUUUGAACGAAAUCAACAUCACAUGUCCAUUUGGAAAAUCUAAAGGACUGGCAAAUUUUUAUACAUUUGAUUAUUAAAUAGUUAC
This is a messenger RNA of Saccostrea echinata, 794 nucleotides long. RefSeq lists its product as uncharacterized. The transcript has 4 exons. The record is from RefSeq and is a predicted model, not a curated record. Bases 10 to 786 code for a protein of 258 amino acids. Lineage: Eukaryota; Metazoa; Mollusca; Bivalvia; Ostreida; Ostreidae.